CAGCCCACAUUUGGCCGUAAUAAUCGCCCUCACCAAGACUGUGGUAUCAUGCUAUGCAACUACUACAACUUGCUAUAAAAUAUUUAUGUGUUGCAGUUUCGAUAUUCAAAAGGGUUUUUCUCCAAUGUUAAUGAUUAAGUUGCUGCAGAUGAUGGAGCGACAGAGCAGCAGCCUAGUGGUGCGGUUGCUGGGGAGUUCGGCGAGCUACAUGAGGAGGUUCCUGUUCCGCGUGCUGUCGGUGGGACCGGUGCCACACCACGUGGCGUUCAUCCUAGACGGGAACCGGAGGUUUGCCCGGAAGUGGAAGAUGGAAGACGUAAUGGGGUACAGGGCGGGGUUCCUGUCCCUGAUGACGCUGAUCAAGUGCUGCUAUGAGCUCGGGGUGAAGUACAUCACCAUCUACGUGUUCAGCAUCGAGAACUUCAAGAGGAAGCCCGACGAGGUGCGGUCUGUGAUGGACCUGAUGCUGGAGAAGAUCGAAGGGCUGCUCAAGGAAGAGAGCAUUCUGGAGCAGUAUGGAGUGAGGUUGGAGUUUGUGGGGAAUCUGAAGCUCUUGAAUGAGUCAGUCAGGAUUUCAGCAGAGAAGGCCAUGAAGGCGACGGCUUGUAAUGACCGGGUCAUUCUGGUGGUGGCCGUCGCCUAUACUUCAACGGAUGAGAUGGUGCACGCUGCUGAGCAGUGCUGCCAAGACAAGAGUGUUGAUGGAAAGCUUGUGGAGGUAGCAGAUGUGGAGAGGCACAUGUACAUGGCAGGCGUGCCUGAUCCGGACAUUCUUGUGCGCACCUCAGGAGAGACGCGCCUCAGCAACUUCCUGCUCUGGCAGACUUCCAACUCGCUGCUGUAUUCGCCUAAGGCGCUGUGGCCGGAUGUUGGGCUGCACCACCUCAUCUGGGCGGUCUUGAACUUCCAGAGAGUCCAACCUUACCUCCGCACUAGGAGGAACUACCUACCUUUGUCUACUCAGUAAUAAGGAUUUUCAUUUGCAUUAAUAAUUAUAUCAACAUCAAAUGAAAUAAGAUUACAAAAGAGGAACUGGAA
Salvia miltiorrhiza (redroot sage) is the source of this 1038-nucleotide messenger RNA. Its product is annotated as dehydrodolichyl diphosphate synthase 6-like. The record is from RefSeq and is a predicted model, not a curated record. Gene Ontology annotation, biological process: polyprenol biosynthetic process. Gene Ontology annotation, cellular component: endoplasmic reticulum. Lineage: Eukaryota; Viridiplantae; Streptophyta; Magnoliopsida; Lamiales; Lamiaceae. The transcript is spliced from 2 exons. The coding region runs from base 86 to 967 and encodes 293 amino acids.